Trypanosoma brucei brucei TREU927 is the source of this 1215-nucleotide messenger RNA. RefSeq names its product elongation factor 1 gamma, putative. The transcript has a single exon. Gene Ontology annotation, molecular function: translation elongation factor activity. Gene Ontology annotation, cellular component: cytoplasm; nucleus. NCBI's taxonomy places the organism in Eukaryota, Euglenozoa, Kinetoplastea, Trypanosomatida, Trypanosomatidae. Gene Ontology annotation, biological process: translational elongation. The record is from RefSeq and is a predicted model, not a curated record. The coding region runs from base 1 to 1215 and encodes 404 amino acids.
AUGUCUCUCACACUCUGGUUUCAGCCACACCACGAAAACGCCCGCAACCUCAAGCUACUGGUGGUUGCUGCCUUUGCAAACGUUCCUGUGACGGUGAAGGCGUGUGAAUAUGGGCGAGAGAACGAGACGGAGGAGUAUCGCCGCAACUGCAGUCCGUGCUGCCGCUACCCUGUGCUCCAGACGGAGGACGGAUGUAUCUUCGAGUCAAACGCGAUCGUCCGACACAUCGCACGACUUGACAAAAGCGGCAGUUUUCUGUACGGCCGCACACCCUUUGAGGGCAGCCAGGUGGACAUGUGGUUGGAUUUCGCCGCAACGGAACUCGAUACUGCCGCAAAGCCAUUUGGUUUAAACAUAUACCGCGGUGUGCCCAUCCCAGUCGAUGCGAUGGAUUCCGUGCACGAGGUGUUUGGUGGCCUUGAGACAUGGCUGGAGACGCGCACAUUCCUGGUUGGUGAGCGUCUGACCGUCGCAGACAUCUGCGUCGCGUUUGCCCUUCAAUUUCACUACCGUGCGAAUGCUGCGGAGGGUGAAGCCCUGACAAAGAAGUACAGGAAUGUCUACCGAUUGUACAACACGGUGAUGCAACAACCCAAGACAGUGGAAGUACUAAAAUCCCAGGGUGCAACUUUCGGGCCAGUGAAGGCUAAAAAGGCAGAGCAGCAAGCACCUAAGGCGGAGAAGGCUCCCAAGCCCGCUCCGAAGGAUGAUGAUGAUGAUGAUGUCCCGAAGGAAAAGAAGAAGCCGAACCCGCUGGACGAGCUCCCACCGAGCCCAUUUGUUCUGGAUGCAUUCAAGCGCGAGUACAGCAACAACGACACACGCACGGUGGCGGCACCAUACUUCUUCCAAAACUACGACGCGGCUGGGUACACAUCGUUCUGGUGUCGCUACAAGUACAACGAAGAUAACAAGAUGCAAUUCAUGACAGCGAACCUCGUCCGUGGGUGGUUUCAGCGCAUGGAGCACACACGCAAGUACGCGUUUGGGGUUGCCCUAAUCAUCGGGGAAGAGAAGAAGCACGACAUCGUUGCGUUGUGGGUGUUCCGGGGUAAGGGUAUGCCGGAGAUCGUGAAAGAUGUGGAAGACACGGAGUUGUUUGACUGGGAAGAGAUCCCCGACGUGAGCGCCCAAAGGGAACGAAUUACGGACUACCUGUGCUGGGAGGGUCCGACCAUUCCGAAACCCGUUCUUGAGGGCCGCGUCUUUAAAUAG